AUGAGCAGGAAGCGGCAGUCGACUCUCAGCGACUUCUUCGCCGCAGUCAAGGCGCCGCGCACCGUGGGCGUGGAAGUCUCGCCCAACGGAGGAGCCCCCAAGAAGCUCACGCAGUGCGCGGCAGGGGUGCCAGCGGAAAUAACUGUUGACAGCAGCGACGGGGAGAACCAGAAUCCGACGCCUGUGGCUGCCAAGGCGUCGACGGAGACUCGACAGCAAGAGCAACGAAUUGCGGAUCGAGCUGCUUCUGCUGCUGCCAGCGGUGGAGCAGAUGGUGAUGCAGGUAUUGCUUGUGCUGUUGCGGUGAAAAUAGCCGGGAUUCCACAGGCAGCAGCUGCAGCGCCCGAAGGCGCUGCGUCGACACAAGCCAGGCAAGCAGCUCGAACAGGAUCAGCAGCAGCCGCAGCAGGGCCCCUUGCUGCCAUCAAGAGCUCCACCGGUGGUGUCGUCUGCCCCACAGGGCAGUUCGUCUCCUUCGAUGCGGCGGAGAAGAUGUGGAGGGAAGCCAUGGGGGACAGCUGGUAUGAAGCUCUCAAGGAGGAGCUAGCGCUUCCAUAUAUGCAGAAGUGCUUGCAGCUCGUCGCAGCUGAGAGACGCAGAUCGCCGGGGAGCAUCUUCCCUCCCGAGGACCUCGUGUUUAACGCGUUUAGGGCGACGCCGCUGGAGAAGGUCAGAGUCGUCAUUGUUGGACAGGACCCCUAUCACCAGCCUGGCCAGGCCAUGGGAUUGUGCUUUUCUGUCGCCCGUGGCGUGCGCCCCCCCCCAAGCCUCCUCAAUAUUUUCAAGGAGAUCGACUCCAGCCUGCCGGGGUCUUCGAGCUUGCCGCUGCCGCACGGCGAUCUCACUUCCUGGGCGUCUCAGGGUGUUUUUCUGCUCAACGCGAUCCUCACCGUCCGCAGAGACACGCCAAUGGCUCACAAGGAUUUUGGAUGGGAAAGGUUUACAGACAAAGUGCUGUCGGUGGUCAAUUCAAGACUUUCGGGGGUCAUCUUUCUUCUCUGGGGAAAAGCCGCCCAAAAAAAAUCGGCGGGGGUCUCUCCCUCUCGGCACUCCCUGCUAAAGGCUGGGCACCCCUCCCCCCUCGCCGUUCGCUUCUUCGCAGGCUGCGGCCACUUUGCAAAGUGCAACGAACUGCUCGUGAAAAUGGGCAAGGAGCCCAUCGACUUCAAGCUCAAGCCGUAG
Messenger RNA from Cyclospora cayetanensis, 1182 nucleotides. Its product is annotated as uracil-DNA glycosylase. The coding region runs from base 1 to 1182 and encodes 393 amino acids. The record is from RefSeq and is a predicted model, not a curated record. Gene Ontology annotation, biological process: base-excision repair; base-excision repair, AP site formation via deaminated base removal. NCBI's taxonomy places the organism in Eukaryota, Apicomplexa, Conoidasida, Eucoccidiorida, Eimeriidae. Gene Ontology annotation, cellular component: mitochondrion; nucleus. Gene Ontology annotation, molecular function: uracil DNA N-glycosylase activity. The transcript has 9 exons.